Molecule: messenger RNA, 4003 nt
Organism: Acanthopagrus latus (yellowfin seabream)
Lineage: Eukaryota; Metazoa; Chordata; Actinopteri; Spariformes; Sparidae
Gene: kel
Product: Kell metallo-endopeptidase (Kell blood group)
Exons: 17
Coding region: 1003-3477 (824 amino acids)
Biological process (GO): protein processing
Cellular component (GO): plasma membrane
Molecular function (GO): metalloendopeptidase activity
Source: RefSeq, a predicted model, not a curated record
GUUAGUUUUGCAUGCAAAAACAUACUCAAAUAAAGUAAAAGUACCUUGGAAUUGAAUUAAGUACAGUACUUGAGUAGUUACAUUCCUUCACUGUGCUUUGUCAUUGAAAAGUUGCACACAAUUAGUUUUUGCAAAAAUAUUCUGUCUGUGGCCGGCCUCCAUGUGACAUCCAUGAAACGUGUCUCCUCCCACUCUCAGUGAUGUGUCACAGCGUAACACGAGACGCCACACUGCUCUAUCAGUUGUUAACAGCCAUGUGUUGCGCUGAUAAUGACGACAACGGACAUGUGUGAGUGUGUGUGCAUCUACGAGUGUUUACUUUCCAGGAAGUGUUUCCCUCAUUCAAUGCCGUGUAAAAAUGUAUGUGCACAAGCAAUUUGUUGGUCAGUUGGUUACCAGUCACAGCCUUCUGGUCUCAAGCUGUUGUCACUGCGGGUGGGUUGGUCAGUUAAAACAAAAGUUAGAGACCCCAUGUUGAGUUUCUCCCGGGUUCACAAGACAAACAUCCAUAUGGCAUGACCCAGAUUACAACCCUGAUUACAAAAAAGUUGCAACUGUUUGAAAAGUAGAUAAUCAUUUGCAAAAGAACCAUGUUAACUGCCAAGUUUUAUUUCACAUUCCAGAGCCCAUUAAUGAUCAUAUAUUUACAAAAAUCUCUUUUCGAAUGAGUAUAUUUCAAAAAGGAUCAAAAAAUAAUCCAUUCUGUUUAAUUCAUGUUGUACACAGUGUCCUGGAUUUUUGGAAAUCGGGGUUAUAGAACCACAGUCUCUGCUUGAUUAUCUGUGUACUGGAGAGGAGCGUAGCCGUAGACGUAGCCGGCAGAGUUGUUUUUAUCAGAGUGUCAGAUGAAGAGAGAAGUGAGUGAUGACAGGAGAUAGAGAGCUGAGAUGACAGCUGUUUGACGGAGGAACAGCAGGAGGACGUAGCACACGUGAAACAUCAAAUGUAAAGGAGGAUGCAACACGCUGGAGGAACACAAAGCAAGACACCCAUACACUAAGAAUGAGUGAAACUCCACAAGAGCUUGAGCCUCAGCUAUCAGUCCAACCAUCGUCACAGCCAGAACCUGAGAGGGGGCUUCGGCCUCCACCUCUGUUUCAGCUGCCACUCCCCAACCAAGAUCUCUCUGAGACCCAUCACCAACCCCAGCUACAGCUGUCAGAGUCUGUCCCUGAGCACCAGCACCAAACACAAUCCACAGAGUGGAUUAACCAUCGAAGGCUACGUCUCCUUUUCUUGGGGUUGUCCUUAUGUGCUGUCAUUCUGGGACUAAUUUAUUACAUGCAUCACAAUCAGCAAAAUAGGAGCGAAAACCUGACGGAGACUGGUAGGCCUCAAGAGAAAUACAAUGGCACAACAACGUGGCACAAAAAAAUCUUUUGCCCAAUUUGUCUAACUGUCCUCUCACUCUUUUCUGUAGAGACUGCAUGUGUCUCCCCAGCCUGUCAAAUGGCCUCAGCCCAUCUCUCCAUGUCUGCUGAUCCCUUCACGCAGCCCUGUGAUUACUUCCUGUUCACGUGUGGCUCUGACAGACUUUCACCAGACAGCGGGGGGCGACAAAGGGGUCAGGGCAUCCCUGGACAUCCACAGAACCAAAGAGGACAUGCCGUGUCGCCAGAGAGGAAAGCACAAAUUAAAGAAAGGGAAGACAGAAGACUGAGAGAACAUAAAAUACUGGACAGAAAAAACGUGCUGCUGCAGUAUAUCAGGGAAACUUUGGAAUCAAAGGACAGACUGGGUAGUACAGCAGUACAGAAGGCCAAAGGAUUCUACAGUUCCUGUUUGGACACCAAAUCCGUAGAGACAGCAGGAGUGGAGCCCUUCCUCGAACUUGUCCAGAAAUUGGGAGGCUGGGCAGUAUCAGGCCAGUGGAAUCGGACUGAUAUCAACUCUACCCUGAGCCUGCUGAUGAGAGACUACGCCACAUUCCCAUUCUUCAGCCUCUCUGUGGGCAGAGACCCAAAAGAAACUGCCCACGGGACAACCAAAAGAUACAUACAGAUUGAUCAGCCAGAUCUGUUGAUCCCCAUUGAAUGGAACAGCAAGACACAGAAGUCUCAAGCUAGAACUCAGACACUGCGUCCCUUCUUGGCAUCAUGUCAGACAUACCUGGCACUGUUGGGGGCCCCGCCCAGCAGUAGAAUGCUCCACGUGGGCACGUUCAUCUCUCUGUCCUCUGAGCUCGCUGUGGCCGCUACACCUCUGCACUAUCGGCUGUCGAAAGGGCAGCUUUAUCAGCGCAUGACCAUCAAAGAGCUACAGAGCCAGGCCCCUUCCAUUGAUUGGUUGGGCUGUCUGCGGGCUACUUUUGAUCCACUGCCCCUCACUGAAGAUGAUCAUGUCAUUCUACAUAACUUACCCUACAUGGUGCACAUGUCCCGCAUCAUUGGCAAAUGGCUGAACAGGGAUGAACUGAGUAACAGCGGCCCACUUCAAACUUACAUGGUCUUCAAUCUGCUGCACACCCUGAUGCCCGCUCUAGACUCCAGAUUUUCUGAAACACAGAAUAAUUUGUCAGUGGCUCUGGGUAAAAGUGAAGGGGUAGCCCCUCGCUGGAAAGACUGUGUGUUGGAGACUGAGAGAGGAUUUGACCUAGUUCUUACAGACCUUCUCAAAAGAAGGAGGGCACACAGAGAGGCAGAGGAGAUUAUUCAAAACAUCUUUACUUUCUUUAAGUCAAAAUUACGCGAACUCAAAUGGACAAAUCAGACGUCUCUCCGGCGUGUCAUGAAAAAGGUUCACUUUUUAAUUCCAAGACUUUGGACAACAAAAGAGAUCUCUAGUGAGGCUGAGCUUGACCUGCUUUAUUCUAAGGUGACAGUUAGCCCACAAAGCUUCUUCUCAAACUAUGUCCAGCUACUCUCCUUGUGGCAAAAGAGACGCCGUAACCUCUUGACAGAGCAGACCGAGGCCACCGAUAUCCUGUCUGUUACACCCGUCCUCCAAGGAAAUGAGCUCCUCUUUCCCAUGGGAAUGUUUGUCCCUCCUCUCUUCCACCCUACGUAUCCAAGGGCAAUGAAUUAUGGUGUAAUAGGUUUCCUAAUCGCCAAAGAUAUCCUCCACCUGAUGCUGCCUGAAAUUUAUUCUCAGAGUCAGACGGUGCAUGCUGUGGGGGAAUGUGUGUGGGCUCACUACCUCACUGUGACUGAACAAGCCGGCCGAGGUAGAGUGCUCACUCUCUCAGCAGCGCAGCGGCAGGAGGUGUGGGUGCAGUAUUCUGCACUGCAGAUAGCAUUGCAGGCUUAUCAUCAGAGCCUAAAGAACCAUCCGAGAGACACCACCAUCUCAGGACUAUCACACACUCGCCUGUUCCUCGCGUCUUUUUCUCAGGUUAACUGUGACUUCGACCCAUACCAUGAAUUCAUGCCCUUGGAACCCUCAUUCCUGAUUACAGUCAUCUGCUCCAAAUCUGGCCUGUGUCCCACAAACCUUGAGUGCCCCAAUAAAACCCAGCAGCCUGGAUUACAAACAUGUUGAACACACUCCUCUGACAUCCAGCAGGUUUUGUUUUUGUAAUGACUGAUGAUUCUUAUGGAUAGUAGUAAGCCCACUAUGGAUGUUGGCAAGCUGUUUUUGGGAUAAAGAUUGUAAGUUUAUAUAACAGAUAUUUGUUAGUGAGGAUACCUAAAGUAUGUAAAAAGCAAACACUGACUUUUUUUGUAUCUGUAGUUGUUGAGUUGUUUGCAUGUACAUAAAAGCAUUGUGUAAAAUAAAAUAGCUGAAUUUGAAAAACUUCACCUCUUUCAUUUUAAAAUGAGCUCCUAAUUAAGCUACAGUUUAGUUUGGUCUGUUAGUUCUGGACCAGUCACACAGCAACCAAAGUAAAUGUUAUAUUUUUCCACAACAAAUCACAAAAUUACAGCUUGAAUCUCAGGACAUGUCUGCAUGUCAAACUUUCCAACAACCAACUGGGAAGGCAAAGCCAAGAAAGCUGACGUGGAAACGCUAAUAACAGCGUUACAUCAAGCAAAAAUACACAAAUGAAGGUGGCAAAACAAACAGU